Messenger RNA from Salarias fasciatus (jewelled blenny), 2528 nucleotides. Its product is annotated as SH2 domain-containing protein 4A. The transcript has 8 exons. Lineage: Eukaryota; Metazoa; Chordata; Actinopteri; Blenniiformes; Blenniidae. The coding region runs from base 471 to 1493 and encodes 340 amino acids. Gene Ontology annotation, cellular component: cytoplasm. The record is from RefSeq and is a predicted model, not a curated record.
GGGAGGGAGCAGGGCCGUGGAAUGUUGUGAUGUCAUCAGCCUCAGUCAAACACACAAAGACGAGGAGGACCCACAAGCACUCCGACUCUCUCAGCUUAGUUAGCAUACUCUGCUGUGGAGCGGCUGUCUACAUCCCACUACUGGACCUAUGACGACUUCCAAAGUCAAAGAAAACUGACAUGUAGGGUGGAGGAACUGGGAGCACAACACAGAAAGACAGCCUGUGUGUGUGUGUGUGAGACUGUACAGUAUGUACAAAAGAGCAAGCAUAAUCAAUUCAAGAAGAGUUCAAUUGGGAAAGUCAGAGUGACUUCAGGAUAAAUCUCCUCACUAAGUUUGUGCCAAACAACAUGAGACGAUAAAGCAUCCACCUCUACUGAAGACGCUGCUGGCCAAAGGACAGCGCUUCCUUCAUCUGACUGACAGCUGGGGCGGGUGGUACGGAGCGAGCCCACCAUUCAGCCGCCAACAUGCUGCAGCAGAUUCUAAAGGAAAUGUACAUCGACCCCGAUGUGCUGAACGCUCUCAAUGACGACCAGAAAAAGACUCUGUUCCUGAAAAUGCGCCAGGAGCAGGUACGGCGCUGGAAAGAGCGGGAGGAGAAACUCGAGAAAGAAGAGAGGAGCAAUGAAUCAAAGCGGCCAAAGGCCAGGAAAGCCAACAGUAAGAAUGUUUCCUGGAUGCCCGGCCGGGACGGCGACGUGGCGGUCAUCGUGAUCGGGGAAGUGGACGAGCUCACCUCGAAGUUCAUCUGCUCGGGACUUGGAGAAAAGAAGACACCAAAUCCUCAGAACAACACGCACCAGAAAACUAUCUUGAAAAGCAGAAAAAAUACGGAACCUGACAGGAGAGAAAGAGAGAAUCUUCCUCCUAAAACACAACCUGGUAUCUCACUGAACUUAAAGGGCAAGAGCGAGGAGACGGCUGCUUCACUCCCUCUGCCGGUGUCAGUGAGUGAGCAUUCAGCAGCUACAGAGGCAGAAAAGACUGAGCUGAAGUCAGCCGGCGCGACCGAGGAGAAGUCACUUCCUCAGCCCUCCAUCUGCUCCAGGCCUCCCAAGAGAACCAGCCCUGUCAACGUGAGACCGGCUUCUGCAAACGUGGAACCAGGCUAUAUCAACACGAGACCCGGCCUCACAAAUCUGAGACUGGCAGCCGCCUCUCCCCCCAGCAGCACUGUCAAAACAGACCCCGGGAUGACGUCGCCCACCAAAAGUGGUCUGCACUCCCGAGAAGCUCCGAAGGCCCAGGAGUCACACGGCAGCAAAAAUGUUGGCGCAUCGGAAACAUUUCGAAAGGCUCCCUCAGAGGAGGCCGGGACUUCAGGUAAUCCGCCGGUCUGCGCCGGGCGUGGUCGGGUGGCCCAGCUGAUGAAAACCUUCAGCGUGGACACCGCUACAUCCUCAGCACAGAGCGCUUCCCGCGGCAUCAAGCCGCCCCUUCCCAACAAGCCCAGCCACUUGCGUGUCACGACCACGCCGACCGUCAGGUAAUCCCUGAACACUGGCGGGACAGUCGCUCACCCAACACCGUCUGUUCCUGUGAUUCAAAUAAAGCCGCACGACGGGGACAGGCACAGUGUGUGGACGGUCAGUCGGUGGGCUCAUGGACGGAGAGCUCCAAAAGCGGCUCAGAAAUGGUAAUUGUAGCUAUCACUCCCCAAAGCACAGUGAUGGAAAUGCUUGAAUGUAGUAGUUUAGUUUUAUGUUUGGUUGCUGUAUUACUGUAAACACUCAUUGGGAAAGAAAUUCCAAAGGAAUGCAUUGCUUUUAGUAAUCCUGUUAGUAUGAUCAGCAGUUUUUCUGGCGUUUGCCAGAGGAUUGCUGACUGUCACAUGAGUGAGUGUUGUUCAUGCUUUCCACUCUCUACAACGUGGAAAACACACCCUUUAUUGUAACACACACACAGUUUGUAGUCCAACACACAAAGCCUGGGCACUCAAUAUUUACUCACCAAUUACAGAUUUUCCCUCUCUUAUGAGGCAGUUUACAUCAGCUGCCAUGCGGCCAUGUGCGCUCUCGCCUCCCGAUUUCUGCAUUCUCGAACACGUGGAGCGCAAACAGGCAUCGCGGAGUGAAGGAAGGUACAGUAGGGUCCUCCUUCAUCUUGCCGUUUCCUUCCAGGGAAUAGUGUAGGGUUGUUUAUUUGUCACAAUGCAAUGUAUGUCUCCCUCUGCCACCUGGCAGGAGUCUCGCUGCGACCUGUUGUGUGGACCAAUGACAGUGCCAAAUGCACUCAUCUGUCACUCCCAGUGGAUCAAAUCCUGGCAAGUUAGACAGUCGCUGCCAAAUAACUCAACUCUGUGUUACUGUCCUUUAUUUUUUUUCAGUGCUUUUUUCCUUGUUUUUAGAUGUGUGGUUUUAAGUCUUUUUUGUUGUUGUUGUUUUUGCAUUUUCUAUACCGACUUUGACAUUUUGUAAUGGGAUAUUUAAAGAAAAUUCUCAGUUCUAAAAUGAGAUAAAACUUUCUCCUUGACAUCAAGGCUGUAUGGUGCAAUCAAAGAAACAAUAAAAAUUUUGUCACUUGUA